GAUGGACGCUGCUCGGGAGCAGAUCCCGAAUGGGAAUCAUUCGUUUUUAAACUCAACAUCUGUUAACCCUCCGAUUUGUUUUGCUGGCGAGCCUUUGACUUUGAAAUCAGCCCGUGUGAUGGUGUACAUCGUUAUCUUCCUAGUCUCACUCAUGGGGAACUUAAUAACUGUGAUAACAGUUCAAAGAACCUCUAGGAAGCGAAAGUUUGUACAUUUGUAUUUAAUGAACAUGGCCAUCGCUGAUUUGGUCAUUACGGUCGUGUACAUGCCUCGUACGAUGGUCCGGUUUUUCUACGGCUUUGAAUGGCUCGUGGAAGGAGUUCCUGGUCUUGUACUUUGCCGUAUGGUUUCAUUUCUACACCACGCUUCAAUACUUGCUUCUAUCUUUUCCUUAUUUGGCACAGCCUUUGAUAGGUUCUGCGCCGUCAUGUAUCCGCUUAAGAGAAUCACGACAAGGCGUGUUGCUAUCACAAGUCUGGUUCUUAUUUGGAUCUUGGCUGGUAUUCUUCGCUCGCCAUUCUUGAUCAGCCCGAACGUGCGUUUCUCCAGCGAAGGAAAGCCGCCAUUAAGAAUCUGUUCGUCAGGAUUUUCCAAUCUCUUUGGCCAGCGCUUGGCAACACUUUACAGAGGUUUCUUUAUCGUUCUCUACAUUAUAUGCUUAGUUUUGAUAGUAAUUCUGUACCUGAUCAUGAUCGGGAAACUUUGCCGGCAGAAGUCUCCAGGGAAUAACGAAGAAGCUACAAAAGCAAGGCAGAAAGCAGGAAAGAGGCUCAUUGAGAUGUUAAUUUCAAUAGCUAUUGCAUUUGUGCUGUGCUGGUUGUUGUAUUUUAUCGCUAUCCCAAUACAUGGAUCUUCGGAUCUCCCAUGUCAUUUGUCUUUUUUUACGUAUCUUUUGGCACAUAGCAAUAGCGCAGUCAAUCCAUGCUUGUUAGCCUUCUUUGACUCGGAAUACCGAGGUGGAUAUACAUACUUAUUACGAAGAAUGUCCCUGUGUAAGUCCAUGGACAAACAGUUCACUUCAGGUAAAAGCCAACCGAAAAAAGAGGAGAAACAAGAACCCGACAACAAGACAAAUGCAACUAAAUUUUGAACCUUGUGGACUGAAUUAUUGCGGUUUGAAGAAGACUGAAGAAAUAGAAGAAGUAGAAGAAGUGGAAGAAGAAGAAGAA
Molecule: messenger RNA, 1169 nt
Organism: Actinia tenebrosa (Australian red waratah sea anemone)
Lineage: Eukaryota; Metazoa; Cnidaria; Anthozoa; Actiniaria; Actiniidae
Product: apelin receptor A-like
Biological process (GO): G protein-coupled receptor signaling pathway
Cellular component (GO): plasma membrane
Molecular function (GO): G protein-coupled receptor activity
Source: RefSeq, a predicted model, not a curated record